Malassezia japonica is the source of this 3258-nucleotide messenger RNA. It is a transcript of the gene ILS1, whose product is annotated as isoleucine--tRNA ligase. Gene Ontology annotation, molecular function: aminoacyl-tRNA deacylase activity; ATP binding; tRNA binding. The record is from RefSeq and is a predicted model, not a curated record. Gene Ontology annotation, biological process: isoleucyl-tRNA aminoacylation. Bases 1 to 3258 code for a protein of 1085 amino acids. The transcript is spliced from 2 exons. Lineage: Eukaryota; Fungi; Basidiomycota; Malasseziomycetes; Malasseziales; Malasseziaceae.
AUGACCGAAGGGGCCCAAGCGGUGUUCCCUGAGCACGAUGUUUCGACAUCCUUCCACUUUGCGAAGCAGGAAGAGGAUGUGAUUGCCUACUGGAACGCCAUUGACGCGUUCAAGACGUCGCUGGAGCAGCCGAAGGGCAAGAAGCCCUUCUCGUUCUACGACGGACCGCCUUUCGCGACGGGCCUGCCGCACUACGGCCACCUACUCGCCGGUACGGUGAAGGAUAUCGUGACGCGCUUUGCGCACACGACCGGCCACUACGUGGACCGCCGCUUCGGCUGGGACUGCCACGGUCUUCCUGUGGAGCACGAGAUCGACAAGAAGCUCGGUGUGCGCGGCAAGGACGACAUCCUGAAGAUGGGCAUUGCGAACUACAAUGCCGAGUGCCGCUCGAUCGUGAUGCGCUACCAGGCCGAGUGGCGCGCGACGGUGCAGCGCAUGGGCCGUUGGAUCGACUUCGACAAUGGCUACCGCACGAUGGACACCAACUUUAUGGAGUCGGUCUGGUGGGUCUUCAAGCAGCUCUUUGAAAAGGGCCAGGUGUACCGCGGCCUGCGUGUCAUGCCCUACUCGAACGGCCUCACCACGCCCCUGUCCAACUUUGAGGCAGGCAGCAACUACAAGGAGGUGCAAGACCCUGCCGUGACGGUCGCAUUUGUGCUGAAGGACGACCCCACGACGGCAUUCCUCGCAUGGACUACGACCCCGUGGACCCUCCCGUCGAACCUCGCGGUGUGCGUUCACCCCGACUUUGACUACGUCAAGAUCUUUGACGAGGAACGCCAGCGCAACUUCAUUGUCUGCGACAAGCUCCUGACGACCAUCUACAAGGACCCGAAGAAGGCCAAGAUCAAAAAGGUGGCGACCUACAAGGGCAAGGAGCUCGAGGGAAUCAAGUUUGUUCCCCUCUACGACUACUUCUACGAGGAGUUCAAGGACCGUGCGUUCCGCGUGCUCGUCGACGAGUACGUCACGGCCGACACUGGUACCGGUGUCGUGCAGCAGGCGCCCGCCUUUGGUGAGGACGAUUACCGCAUUGCCGUCGCCAACGGCGUCAUCGACAAGGAGACGCAGCCUCCGUGCCCGCUCGACGAGUCCGGCCGCUUCCUGCCGGUGGUCAAGGACUUUGCAGGCGAGUACGUGAAGGAUGCCGACAAGGCCAUCCAGAAAGACCUCAAGGCGCGCGACCUGCUCAUUGUGCAGAGCGUCAUCCGCCACUCGUACCCCUUCUGCUGGCGCUCGGGCACGCCCCUCAUCUACCGCACGAUCCCGGCGUGGUUCGUUCGGGUGGAGAACAUCACCGACAAGCUCAAGGAGAACAACAAACAGACGCGCUGGGUGCCGCAGGCUAUCGGCGACAACCGUUUCGGCAACUGGAUUGCCGCGGCGCGCGACUGGAACGUGUCGCGUAACCGCUACUGGGGUACGCCGAUCCCCCUGUGGGUCAGCGAUGACCUCGAGGAGAUUGUGUGUAUCGGCUCGAUCGAGGAGCUCGAGGAGCGUUCCGGCGUCAAGGGCCUUCACGACCUUCACCGUGACCACGUCGACCAGCUCACGAUCCCCUCGUCGCAGGGCAAGGGCCAGCUGCGCCGUAUCGAGGAGGUGUUUGACUGCUGGUUCGAGUCGGGCAGCAUGCCCUACGCGCAGGCGCACUACCCCUUUGAGAACCAGGACAAGUUCAAGGGCAGCUUCCCUGCGGACUUUGUUUCCGAGGGUCUCGACCAGACCCGUGGCUGGUUCUACACGCUGCUGAUUCUCGGUACGCACCUCUUUGGCACUGCCCCGUGGAAGAACCUGAUCGUCUCGGGUCUGGUGCUUGCUGCCGACGGCAAAAAGAUGAGCAAGUCGCUGCGCAACUUCCCCGACCCCACGCUGGUGAUUGACCGGUACGGUGCGGACGCUGUGCGCAUGUACAUGAUCAACUCGCCGAUUGUGCGUGCCGAGAACCUGCGCUUCCGCGAGGAGGGCGUGAAGGAUAUCAUUGCCUCGGUUUUCCUGCCGUGGCUCAACAGUUUCCGCUUCUUCCUUGCGCAGGUUGUGUUGCUGAAGAAGGACACCGGCAUCGACUUCCAGUACGACCCCAAGGCGGCGCUCUCGGAGAACGUCAUGGACCGCUGGGUGCUUGCGCGCUGCCAGAGUCUCAUCGCCUUUGUGCGCGUCGAGAUGGAAAACUACCGUCUGUACACGGUGGUGCCCCGCCUCCUGACGAUGAUCAAUGAGCUGACGAACUGGUAUAUCCGCUUCAACCGCAAGCGUCUUAAGGGCGAGAACGGCGAGGCGGACACCAUUGCGGCGCUGAAUACGCUCUUUGAGACGCUCAUGACCGUGUGCCGUACCAUGUCGUCGUUCACGCCGUUCAUCACCGAGAACCUGUACCAGGGCCUGCGCAAGUUCCUCCCGCCCCAGGCGGAGGGCGACGAGGUGGACUACCGCUCGGUGCACUUCCUUCCCUUCCCCGAGGUGCGCCAGGACUGCCAGGACCCCGUGAUUCAGCGCCGCUUUAGCGCGCUGCAGAGCGUCAUUGAGCUUGGCCGUGCGAUGCGUGAGAAGAAAAACCUGCCGCUGCGUGUGCCGCUCAAGGAGCUCACCGUCUUCCACUCGGACAAGCAGUACCUCGACGACGUCCAGUCGCUCGCCGGCUACGUCGAGGAGGAGCUCAACAUCCGCGACCUUGUCCUGUCGCAGGACGAGGAGCGCUGCGGUGUGCGCUUCAAGCUGCUGGCCGACUGGCCGACGCUCGGCAAGAAGCUGCGCAAGGACAUGGGCAAGGUCAAGAAGGGUCUUGACCAGGUCAACUCUGCGCAGGCGAAGGAGUACAUGAACACGAACCAGAUCAUCAUUGAGGGCAUCACGCUCGGCGAGGGUGACCUGCGUGCGCUGCGCUACGUCGACGAGACGGCGCUUCCCUCGACGGUCCUGAGUGACACCGACGGCCAGGUCGUCGUGCUGCUCGACAGUGAGGUGCAUCCCGAGCUCCAGGCGGAGGGUGCGGCGCGCGAUGUGAUCAACCGUAUCCAGCGCCUGCGCAAGAAGGCGGGCCUGCAGCCGACCGACUCCAUCGACUACUUCUACCGUUUCACCGACGGCAUGGGCGAGGCGCUGGAUGAGGUGAUGAAGUCGCAGUCGGACGUCUUUACGCGCAACCUGCGCCGCGUGCCCCGCCCUGCGGGCGAGCUCGCGAGCGACGCAGAAGUUGUCUUCGAAGAGGAGCAGGAGGUCAACGAGACCAAGUUCAUGCUCACGCUCGUGCGUGCAUAA